GUAUUCUUAAAGAAACCAGAGUGUUAUACAGGUAUUCUUUUAUGUUUCAAAGGUGGGAUAUCUGCAAUGCUAUGUCAGCAGGCUGCGUAUAAGUGGCUGAAUUGCAAGAGGGCCAAGAAGGACCCUGCAAACAUCGUGAUAACUUCAGAGAUAAGACAAGACCAGUCCAUGCAAUGGACACCCAUAUGCGCUUCCAAUUCCUCCAAUUCCCCCAGAAUAAAGCGGCAAUCGGCGAGAACCGAGCGGGGAAGAUGGGGGACCUGAUCUUAGGAUAGGGAGAUAGAGAACUGGGCAAUAUCGAGGCCUCAUGUGCUCCCCUGGGGCCCCUGGGGUGUGGCGCUGGAAGUCGUGUUCAACAGCUCGA
This is a messenger RNA of Amorphotheca resinae ATCC 22711, 364 nucleotides long. RefSeq lists its product as hypothetical. The transcript has a single exon. The record is from RefSeq and is a predicted model, not a curated record. NCBI's taxonomy places the organism in Eukaryota, Fungi, Ascomycota, Leotiomycetes, Helotiales, Amorphothecaceae. Bases 67 to 264 code for a protein of 65 amino acids.